AUGGAUCACGUAUCAACGCUCUGUGCAUUGAGCACUGUCGGAAUAGCUCCUACAGGCCUUGCGCUCGGUCGCGCCGAACGGACACAGCGUCCCAGCCUCUUCCGGCGGAAGACUUUCGCUCAAGACCUCCCAGUCCCACUCGCUCCAGGUUCUGGUAUUACCGAGAAGAAGGUAACUAGAGCUCGACCAAACACCGCUGUCCCGUCUCGAAGUCCAGCAGCCGACUGGCUUGCUGCAAAGGAGGAGGAAAGCUCUCGGGGUCAAGGACCCGAUGCGCGGAAGCCGCCCUUGUCGUUCAGUGGUGCGAGACGUCGCCGUCGUGGUCAAACCCUCACAAACCCACCUGUGCGUAUCCCGGAACAUGGAUCAACAGACUCAUCGGCCGAAACGCACUCUCGGCGGCCUUCAACCGGUUGGCUGCGGCGAUUGUCGAUGGCUUCAUUCCAAACCGAAACACCUACCGCGAACAGUCCCGUAACACCCUCAUUCAAUGGAUCUGCGAGCCCAAUGUUCCCUCUUUCGCCAAAUCAGCGACGGCCACCUAACAAGUUGAUCAAGCGCCCAGCCUCGCAACACACCAAUGCACACCCUCUCGCUCCUAACACUGUGGGUGGUCCGUCACCGUCUGUGCUGCGUAGACCCGCCACCAGUCACCAAAGGUCUGAGUCAAUGAUAUUACAGACGUCGUUGACAUCUGACUUUGAGACAUGUUUCCCGAGGACUGCGGUUGAGACUCCAAAGUUCGAGGAAUUCGAGCUGGAUAAACAGAAGCAGUGGGCGCCAUUCUUCUUUUCCAAGGCUAGCAAGUUGGCAGAGAGGCUUUCGCGCAGGUUCUCAAGUGCAACCGCAUCAAAGGUCCAGAAUGUGCGACAGAUUGUGUCUGACCAGGGCGCUCUUCCUGUGCUGGUUAUGGCUAAUGUCGUCUCGUCCAACUCUGCCACGCCCCGAGAAGAGCGAUCGGUGCCCAGUACUCCGGUUGAGUUCCGCGAUCCGUUCCAAUCAGCUGUCUCUAAGCCUUCACCCGAGCAGCCAAUGGCCCCGGAACAAAUGCCAGAGAAACCUUUUCAUAGGCAAUCGCACUCGGUCAACGAUGUUGAGCCUAAGGUUAUCAUGGCAAACACAGUCACCGCGCACGGGACACCGAUUAUGGGACUCGUUCGCGGUGGUUCCCUGAAGCGUGUUAAAGGAAGGACCUUCUCAGUUCCUCGCUCUGAAGUUUCCAAACAAGAAAAGGAGGUCGUCAGUCCGAGUUCCCCGGAACCCGAUCAACGGCGUAAUAUCACUGAUCCAAGUAUGUUUUGCGCUCCGUAUCCCAAUUCGCAACCUGGUUGGGCUUUAUCAGCGUUGGAAAGACGAUAUCAAGUUGGUCCUAGGUCGGUAUCGCAGGACUAUAGCGUUGGCUUGGGAUCUCGAGCGGGUCUGCGUCAAAUGGCCUCGGAUGCGGUGGCCAUCUCGGCCUGGCAACAGGCAUCGCACCCUGGUAGACCACCUUAUGGCUCUCUUCGCCGCCGGCCCAAGGGAUUUUCAAUCUCAGGUUCCGAUCCGGCUUCCACAAUCAUUGGUUCCGAUGACACUCGGGUCUUUACGUCUUGCGACGAAUAUGAGACGGACAUAGUGUCUGACUAUUGGGACUCUGUGCGCACACGCGAAACCACUAGCAGUGGAUUGAAGGGGUUGCGCAUUGAAACCAUGUUUGACAAAGCAGGCACGAGUUUAGUCAGUGAAGAAGCCACGACCCUCGAGUCUCUCCUUCCGCGGCGCUCGCUUGCUCCUCGGCCUUUGGACAAGGAUCCUCAAUUGUUUACUGGUCCUCUUUUGACCUCCCCUCCUCCGGCUCAGGUCUCCAUGGUAGAGAAUCCGUCGGCUCAUGCUGGCCUGCCUGGUGAAGAUGCUCUCAGUAUGAUUGGAGCACUGCCUGGCGAGGAUCGUGAUUGUUUUCCACCUUCUUUGACGCAGUCAUUGGCUAAAUUUGCUGAACCGCCCGAGUCGCAUCUCGGUUCUCCCAAGGACGUCUCUGGAUCGUUCGUUGGCGUGUCGGAGUUGAAUAUCAACAAAAAGACAAAUAUAUUUGACUGGUCGGAACAAACACGCCCUGAUCGCGAAUCAGCCGAUUGUGAGGCGCGUCCUAGAACCAUGCAAGGGAAACAAGAGGGUGUUGUUGCCAGGAAUAGUCGUGCGGUUUGCCGGAAAGCGCCAUCCACUGUUCACCUUCGAAGCCAGAGCGUUCCAGUUGCCAGUGAAUUCCCCAUCAAUGAGUCGCGUCAAACUUCCGGAAAGUUUGGUACCUGGGGCUUGGGUAGCAAGGGAGUCAGUGAAGACUGGGAUAGCGAUUUUGAUUUUGAGGAGUCGGAUGAGACACCCAUCGCUGAAAACACACAGCUCACAGAGCCUGAUCGGAAUCGCCAGAGCAUGACUGUUCCUAAGGCGAUCCUUGAGCGUCAAGCAAGUUUACGCGGUCAAUUUGGACAGGUCCAAGAAUUGACGCUCCUCGUGGAAGAGCUGAAGCGCCUCAGGCAUCAAGCAAACGUUCUAGGUGUUGUUAACGGACAUUCCAGUGAACUAUGGGUAGAAGCGGAGCAGAUUGUUAACCUUGCGACCAUUGAUGAUGAAGAGGAGCGUCGCUCCCCACCAGGAUCCCCUUCGUCUCUCACGUUCAGCUUUGAUGAAUCUGACGAUGACGGCCUCAAUGCGUCGUCGAAGAGGAACAGUGAGGUUUCGUGGGACGUGCCUCAUAGUGAAGGCACUGAGCCUUCGUUGCCCCUCGCUCACCUUGCAAAGGUCUCACCAAAAUCGAGAUCCGUACUUGAUCUUCUCCAGGCUGGGCGUGAUCAACAAGAGCCCACUUCAGCUCUCGAUGAGUUCGAAUUUUCAUCUCGUGCUAAGAAACUUCCAUUCGAUACUUCCUCAUUGAAGAAUUUGGUUGUUCGUGCUGGUGUUGUGACGCGUGCGUUGAAAGAAGUUAUCCGCAAAGCAGACGGGGUAGCAACCACCCCCCAGGACUUCCCUCAAGACCCGCCAUUCCGACGCAUCUUUGACAAACCAUCUCACGAUGAUAUUGCUAGCUUUGAGGCAGCGCUGGCUGAUAUGUCAUAA
This is a messenger RNA of Penicillium paradoxum, 3093 nucleotides long. RefSeq lists its product as uncharacterized. NCBI's taxonomy places the organism in Eukaryota, Fungi, Ascomycota, Eurotiomycetes, Eurotiales, Aspergillaceae. Gene Ontology annotation, biological process: regulation of mitotic cytokinesis. The record is from RefSeq and is a predicted model, not a curated record. Gene Ontology annotation, molecular function: GTPase activator activity. The coding region runs from base 1 to 3093 and encodes 1030 amino acids. The transcript has 2 exons.